AUGGCUGACAGACAUGCGCCCUCUUCCCGAUUGUACACGUCUGGUGUUUCCAGGGCACGAAGCGGGAUGCCCUCGACAACGCAGAGCGUGCGCCGCAACCUCUUCCAAACCCAGCAACUCGCACGCCGACCGCCAACUAACGCCCCCACACCAUCCGAUGCACUACAUCUUGAUCCCGAUGCGCAAAAGGAGCAUCAGCAGCGCUCGCAGUUCCAGUCCCACGAGGGGCAUUUGUCAGAGGAUGACAUCGUAGUGCGAGACCACAACGGCGAGAUCGAGCUGGACGACCCGCCGACGCCCGUGGACGAGACCGUGGAUAUGGAGGCUCUGAACGCGCAGCACGAGAACGAGAAGGAAAGGCAAAGACUGGCCGAGGCAGUUAAACAGCAUCAAAUUGGCCAGCAUAAUGUGCCUUGUCAUCCCGAAGGUAAGGAAUGCUCCUCCUGCAAUAGCAGCAGUCCCGGUAACAGGUGCUCUGGGGGAUCCAUAUCGUCUGUUACUAGCUUGGCUAAACCAGAUAUUUUUGCCUUGACUCCAGAGCUCCUCGAAGCCGUCAAAGCCAGCUUGAGAGCAAAAGUCGCUGCAUUAGACGAGGAUAGCUGGCUGUACGAGCGCCAAGAGCCAUCAGCGCAGCACCAGUGA
Messenger RNA from Chaetomium strumarium, 642 nucleotides. RefSeq lists its product as uncharacterized. NCBI's taxonomy places the organism in Eukaryota, Fungi, Ascomycota, Sordariomycetes, Sordariales, Chaetomiaceae. The record is from RefSeq and is a predicted model, not a curated record. The coding region runs from base 1 to 642 and encodes 213 amino acids. The transcript has a single exon.